Zootermopsis nevadensis is the source of this 3394-nucleotide messenger RNA. RefSeq names its product transmembrane protein 53. The record is from RefSeq and is a predicted model, not a curated record. NCBI's taxonomy places the organism in Eukaryota, Metazoa, Arthropoda, Insecta, Blattodea, Termopsidae.
ACACGCCCAAAAUACCACGUGUAUCGUCGUCACAAGGAAGUUAACAUAGAUAUUACAUUUUAAAGUUUACAUAAACUUAUUGUACAGCCAAAAUUUUUGUGUGCUAACUAACACAAUGUUUUGAAAUUUUCACUUCCCUUGCUAAGAAUUAUAAGAUAUUGAUUUUAGAGUAGUUUUGACACCAGGCUGGCAACAGAGCAUCGUUGAGUCUGUCUAAACAUGGCAGACGACGAUUUGGAGUAUUAUAUUAAGUUCCCUUCUCCAACCUUAAAAGAGUCCACACCUACCAGUGAAACGGAGGAGUUUGUGUUUGUUUAUGAUGAAGAUAACUUGCCCGUGAUAAUGCUGUUAGGAUGGGCAGGUUGUCAAGACAAAUACCUUUCCAAAUACAGUGUUAUAUACGAAGAAAGAGGAUGUAUUACUGUCCGCUACACAGCACCAGUUGAUUGCUUAUUUUGGAGGCGAGGACGUAUGCACCAACUAGGACAUAGACUUGUGGAGCUUAUCACUGAUAUGAGUUUAGAAGAACAUCCUAUAUUCUUCCAUGUCUUCUCUAAUGGGGGAGCAUUCCUCUACCAGCAUGUCAGCCAGGCAAUUCAGAUGCGUAGCAAGCCAUUGAAGGUGAAAGGUGUGAUAUUUGACAGUGCCCCAGGCAAGAGGCGGAUAAUGUCUCUGUUCCGAGCACUAACAGUAAUCAUCGGUGGUCCCGCAUACUUUAAUAUUCCAGCUGCUGUUCUUAUUACAGCAUUCCUUGCUGUCGUAUGGUUGUUUGAAGUUAUAGCUCGUUCACUCAAGGAGAGGAAGCCAUUGCAGACGGAUCCAAUUGAUUUAGUUGAGGAACCCUUUAAUUGGCCUCAGCUGUUUCUCUACUCAACUACAGACAAACUGAUUAAAUAUGAGGAUAUUGAAAAAUUCGCAGAGCGUCGGCGUGAAAGAGGAGUAAAUGUAUCGACAGUUCGGUUUGAUGACUCGCCUCACGUCAAACAUUUUUCUGUACAUCGAGAAACUUAUAUAAAUACAGUAUGCAGCUUCCUUCACUCGUGUCUGUCAGAAGUGGGUGACAGUUCAGUAAAAACUUCUGACCAGCCCAAGAGUGAAGCCGACCCAUCUGCAACACCUUCAACAUCCCUGAAACUUGCAGUGGCAGAACCUACCAAAUUAGUGAAAUCUGAGUGAUGUAAUAGUAACUAACCCAUUUUUAAGUUUGGGCAGGUUUAUGAAGUAAUGUUUUUAACUGAUUCAAGUUGAAUCCCGUAAAGGGAUUUCAAAUAUCAAUAACAUAUUGUUUUGACCUUGAAAAUUUUUGAUUUUAUAAUCAUUUCUUUUCAGCCAAAUUUAACCUUUUUUUGGAGCUAAUUCAUACAUAUUUAGAUGAGGCUGAAAGUCUAAAUCUUAGCAAAGUAUUACAGAAAAGAAUAUGUACAACAUUUAUGCUACACAUUGUUUAUCUUCAUUUAUAAAUGCCUUGAUUCCUGUGAUUUAGCAAUUACAUGGUGGUUCAGGUAGUUGUUUUAUUGUCAAAUGUUAACAUAUGCUGUAUACUGCAUAUUAUAAUGCUUUUUUGAACAUAUUCAGACUUUGCAUGUUAAAAUCAGUCAUUCCAACAUAGUACAGUAUUAUGUAGGAAACCCUAGUCAUGUCAUGGAACAUUAAGAAGUCAAUUAUAAUUUGGCUAUUUGUAAUCUGUAGAUGCUCAUCUACAUGUGGUAAACACGCUGUUGUAAUAAUAGUCAUUAGUUCUAAGGUACCCCUAUAUCAGCUUAUAUAAAAGACUGCAAAGUGAUUUCUGACAUUUUGCUGCAAGAAAUGCAUGGCUGACACUUUUGAAUAUAGUAAUUUAAAAUGGCUAUUUAUAUGCUGUUGUGUAACUUCAUAUAUUCUAUAAUCAGUCUUAAGUAUGAAGACUGAAAUGUUGAACACAUUAAAAUGUAAAUACUAUGUUAGUUUUAACCAAAAUUGAAAAAUGUUUUAGUCAUAAACAUGUGAUAUAAGAAAUUGCUUGCUUAUAUAAUUAGUUUAGUUUAUUUUUUAUUAUUAUUUACGUAUUUAACUGAAACAUGCUAGGGGGUAUAUAGAUUAGUUGCAGUGUAGAAAGUGUAACUAUUCACUGCUGUUUUAGUCAUAAACAUGUGAUAUAUGCAUUUACUUAUUUAAUUAGCUUAUUUUAUUUUUUAUUAUUCAGGUCACGAAUAUUAUUUUAUUAUGUCUUACAACAAAUCUACUGCAAAGAUGAAUAUUGUAAUGAUUACACGUGAUCAGUAUUAAGUCCACAUUUUAAUGCUUCUAAUGAUGCAUUUUAAUUUUGAUUAUAUUUAUAUAUAAUGAAUAUGUAAUUAUACAUAACUAACUCCCAGGUAGCAGAACCUUCAGGUCCAACACGUAAGCCCGCCAACGGACACGAUCCGGAGCCAACUCCAUCUAGUUGGUAAUUGUACAUACACCAUUGGUCAGCACAUUAAAAGAGACCUAUUAAACUGUUAUAGGUAGUGGGUCAAAAGGUGAUAGAAACAUGAGCCAUUCACAUGCCUAAAAUAAUUUCAACCUUUGGAGAAUCUGUAAUCUGGAUGGAAGGGUCAUUGUUCCUGAGAUCACACGAAAUUUUCUCUUAUUUUGUUUUAUCCAUAGGAAUGUUUUAUAUACUUGUACAGUUUCUGCUCAAACUAGAAUUAAUUUUAAGUAGGUGUAUUAUGUUUCAACAUUGUUUCAAUGUUUUGAGUUAGCGUGGAACACCAUGUUUACUCUGAUAUAAGAUGAAUCUUUUCUGUUUCAGAAUCAGAACAAAAGCAAAAGACAUCACCUGCAAAGCACUGUGAUUUAAAAUUAACAUAUUAAAGUUAUUUCAAUGCAUCUGUUAAUUGAAAUGACAGAUGAUCACACUAUAAAGCAACGUUACUUAAUAGAAUGGUCUGUAUUAGUGGGGCUGGCUCCUACAGAGAAGGGGUGGAUUUUGGUGUGAAAAGUGAUGGUGGUCUUAAGUUCCAAUAUGAGGAAUUUUAGAUUGUUUCAGUGUCUUAGUAGUCUCCCCGCUUUUCGUCUAUACCGCCGUAGAUUAGAGCUGGUUCUGCACUGAGACAUCCUCUUCCCUUGCAUCUAAAUAUAAAUUUGUGGCAAUGCACUUUACUGACUCCACUGUAAUGUAAUGUUCUUUCCUCAUAAUGCAACCCAAAAUGACACAAAUGUUAGUUAACGUGAAUAUGAUAUGCAAUUCAAUAGUCCUGCCUUUUUGUGCUUCAGCUAAUUCUAAUAGUCUGUGUUACCCUUAACGACAAUUGACUGAAAUUUGUUUUAAUUUUAUUUUUUACAAUAUGUAAAAUGUUACUGCUCAAAAUGUGUUAACGUGUACUUAAAAUAUUUUGAUUGAGUGGAAAAAUAAAUCCAUCCAAACACAGCAUAA